Paramuricea clavata is the source of this 7256-nucleotide messenger RNA. The record is from the annotation of a GenBank genome assembly. Lineage: Eukaryota; Metazoa; Cnidaria; Anthozoa; Malacalcyonacea; Plexauridae.
AUGGCAAACUGUGAUUCUUUCCUACGCGAUAAGUUCAAACUGAAAGGGGUGAGUGGCUUGAAUUUUUAUUUUUCUCGACCGUGUUUACAUGUCAAUGAUGUCAUGACAAUCAUGACAUAGCAUUGUCUUUGAUGCCCAAGAGCUUCAGUUCUGUUCUACAAUUAAUUAAUAUUAUGUUCUUAUAUUUUAUAGUAUCCAAAUAAAUCCCAAGCAUUAAGUGAUGCCAAAACUGCCUUAGAACAAUAUAAAACACUAAAGCCAAUUUUUAAAAACUGCUGUAAGUUAUAAUAUUGAAAUUUUGUGUUGUGGUUUUAUACUAGUUUGUAUAUAUGUACGUUAUUAUAAAAGCAUGAAGAAUAGACAUUUUUAGGCGACACCAUAAGUGGGGCCAACACAGUGGCAGAUUGCAUUUAUUUUCCGCACAGCGGGGGUUGAGGACGGGUAGGACAAUACAAAAAUCUCAAAAUUCGGGCAAAAAUCACACUUAAUUAAAGAAAAACAUGUAGCUGUGACUAGAUGAUUUAAAGGGGGGGGGAGGGGAGUGAAUAGGUUUUCGGAUUGUUGGAUUUCACAGAAAAAAUUGUUUGGAUUAACUUCGGAUCAGGUGAAUACAUAGACGGAUUUUCAUAUUUUUUACUGGGGUGGUGCCAGAAAUUUUAGGGGGGUGAGCCGUGAGCAGGAGACUGAAGCAACACAAAGUGUCACCAAACCCCAGUAAGGUCUAUUAUAGAUUCUAGGGGUGGAGCACUAGAGCCGCAAGGGGGAGUCUAGAGAGCAGAAAACAAAGUAUCCCUGGAAAAAUUUGAAAAAAAUCAUGAUUUCUAGCUUCAGAAAAAAGUUUUUUGAAGUUGUCAUAUCAAUGGAUUUGGUAUGCAUGUCCAAUUGUCUGUUGAGAUUUGAGCGAGUUAAAGUUAAACAAACCUGUAAAAGUGUAAACCCGGCCAAUACACAAUAUGCUUGUCCGAUUGUCUGUUGAGACUUGAGUUAAAUGAACCUGUAAAAGUGUAAACCCAAUAGGCCAAUACACAAUAUGCUUUUACUUUUAUAAAUCAUUGACAUUGUGUCGUUUGAAUCCAAGUAGAAUUUAUGAUGCAACUCCGAUGUAAAUAAUAUUUGGGACAUAAAGAUUAAAUCUAGGCAAGACUAUUUCCUAAAAGAAUUAAAAACUAAAAAUAAUGUUUGUAAAAAUUCCAAACUCCUUGCAAGCAAGCUAUUUGCAUGACAAGGCACUGCAAACUCUAUUCAGGGGAGAUAAUAGAGUUUCAAAACUUUACAAUUGCUCCAAUAAACCAGUGAAUGCAAGCGAGAAGCGAUUAGUUUCAGAGUAUUGCACUGUCUUUUUCUAUUUGAGUGUACUCCUACGUUUAUUUUGUAUCAUCAACACUCUGCAUGUUGGAGUGGACUAUUUAAUUAUUUUUUAUUAUGCCGAAUAUUGGGGGGGGGGUUGGUUGAAUAUUGGAGGGGUGGACAUUUUGUUUGGGGGGUUAUAGCUAAUAUUGGGGGGGGGGGUAGCAACCCCCCCCCACACACAAAAUCCGUCUAUGUCAUCAUCACCAUAAUUUCCUUCAUCAGCGCCACCACCAUCAUCACCAGCACCAUCAUUCCCUUUGUCAGCACCAUUAUCACCACCUCCACCAUCAUUACCACCAUCACGACCAUCACCUAGGUUUAAUAAUAAUAAUAAUAAUAAAUUUAUAUAGGCAGUGAUAUUCCUAAAAAGUUCAAAAGCAUUUUACAAGAGUGGAGUAGUAAACAUAAUAAUGAUAGUGACUUAAUGUGCAGUCUAUGUUGCAAGUUUAAAAAAUGAGGUAUAAAAUUACCAAUUUAAAGUACAUUCAAUAUUAGAUAUACUGCAGUAUUAGAAUUAUAUUAAAAUUAUAGUAUUUAAAAACUACACAGCAGGGCAUUUUUUAAGAAUUCGUCAGUGGGGGGGGGGGGGGGGAGGAGGGGCAUCUACAAAAAAGGACCAUACUAUACUGAGUGUGGAGAAAUGAUAGAUGGUUGUUGGUAACAAAAAGUUUGGUGUAAUAUCGCAUUUAAUAGUAGGGGGGCCUGGGGGUGUUCUCCCCCAGAAAAUGUUUGUAUUUUUCUACCCCUAGGACUGCAAUUCCUGCAUUUUCUGAAACAUAUUUUUGGAUAUGCAGCACAAUGAAACUCACAGGCCCGUAGCUGAGGGGGGCCUGGGGGGCAGUGCCCCACCACUCGGAAAUAAAAUUGAAAUUAUGCCCCCCCCCUUAUUCCACAUUUUUUGCCAUUUAAAAAAAUAGACAACGCGGCUUAUCUAAGCUUUGAAAGUAAGGUUUUGCUAAAUGACAUUACCUUUGAAGAUUUUCACAAAGCUUGGAAAAUGAAGCCACGAACACUAUCAGUAUCACUGUGAGAGUCAGUGAGACGUUUGUAUUAAUAUUUUGAUUACUAACAGAAAUUUAAUAUUCCAUUAAUACACUAUUUAGUUUUGCGUUAUUUUGGUUUUGGUUAAGCUUUAACCUACAACAGUAAAGCAAAUCAAGUUUAAUUAUUUGAUAGUACUUUAAUAUUACUGUAAUAAACGCUUAAUUUCCAUUUUGAACGGUUGUGAAACAUGAUAUACAGUACUACAGCGACCGUAGAAGAUUAAUACUUGCAUGAGGCUCAUUAGGGUAAUACAGGAUGUGCACAGGCUAGAGGCUCAUAGUCAUACUCAAUUUUUGUAUGAAAAUAGAUUGCUUGUGGCCUAAAAUAAAUAACCUCAUUGUUAGAAGCUAGGCUAGAUAGCAGACGGCUGAACUAACCCUAUACAGAACUUUAAAGACUCACAAAAUUGAGCGCAAGUAUAAUACUUUUACAGUGUAGAAGAACGUUCCGUUCGAUCCCAAUUUUUCUGAGCUGGAAAGGAAAACUAGCUGCUAGCACGAAAGUCAAAAUCAUCCCAACCCCUCUGUUACAUUCUUUCUGCAUUUUAGAAUUGAGAGCCAGCUACGGGCUUGGAACCUCACCUUCAGUGAAGUACUUGCAUGGACGCAUGGUAUGUUUAUGUAGAUACCACAACUUGGCCGUCACUCAGGGACCCAGGCGCAAAUCACGUACUAAAAAUAGUAACACUACAAUUACAAAUCAUAAUGAAAGAAUUAAUGAAAGGGCCCAACAAACACUAACAAAAUGCCAUUUCCGACCAUCUAGAGACGCAAAAUUUUCAAAAUGUUUUCGCUCUGUGCCAACCAUGGUGGCGUUUCGUGGGAGUUGGGCCCUCUAAGUUUAUCAAGCUGGCUACGAGGCUGAAUUGUGAGUCUAUGCUAUCCUUGAGUCAGGAUGGAUUAUUACGAGAAAUGUUGUUAUCAAAAUAUCGAUUACAGAUAUUUGAUUAUAUACGAUUUCAAAUACUUCUAGUUUCGAAAUCAAUUGGGGUUUUUGUGGUGGUGGUGGGGUGGCGAACAGUAUUCCCCCUGGGUUGGGGGCCCGUUGCCCCUGCUUCCUACACCCCCUGCGGUCACUAACUUGUUUAGCCGAGCCUUCCAAAAACUCAAAUCUAUAGGAUCUGCGAUAUGCAAUCCACUGGAAAAUGUUUAAAAUCUAAUAAGGUAUUUACAACACAAUGUUUAGCAUUGAAGAUAAAGACAGGACAUAAGAUUCACAAAGCAAAUUUCAGUUACUAGAAUAUCAAACAUCCCUUCUAAAUUCCAUGUUUUGCUUAUAUUUUUGAGAAAAGGGACUUUGACUGGGGGGGGGGGUGCAAAAUGGUUGAGUGUGGGGGCCACCAUGAGGGGGGGGGAGUGGCUUUGCCCCCCCCCCAGUUAUAUAGCUAAAAAAUGCCCUGCUACACAGUAUUAAUACCACAGUAUUAAAGAAGUCAAAACUUCAAUAAAAGUCAAGGUCAAAGUCUAGGCUUCAAUAAAAAGCCAGGUUUUAAGAUUUUUUUUUUUAAAUACUUAGUAGAAGUCUUUCUGCUUCAGCCCCACUGGCAUUGAGUUUCAUAGCGUUGGUGCUGAAACAGCAACGGUGAAGAAGGUUCUGGUUAAUAGCAGAACGGAGAUUUGGCUUGCAGGAACAUAAGAUUUUAUUAAGUCAGCAAUAUAUAUAAUGGUGCUAAUUAAUCAAUGGAGCGCCUCAAAAGUGAUGACCAAGAUCUUAAAUUUAACUCUUUGUUCAAUAGGCAGCCAAUGCCUUGAACAAAGGUGUUACAUGCUCAUACUUUUUAUAUUGAUAGAUGAUUCUAGCCGCACAAUUUUAAACAUAUUGAAGUCUCCUGAUGGCAUAUUUCGCGGGGUUGUCUAUAUAUAAUAUCGAAUUGCAUGCAGUAAUCUAAUUAUUUAUGUGGAUAGCCUAUAUGAGCUGUAAAUGUUGUUGAUCAUAUUUAUCAAGAAUUUUACGAUACAAAUUUUGGACUAUAGGGUAUUAAAUUUUGUGUGUGCAAAUUUCACGAGGUUCUUUUUUUACAAUUGCGAAAAUCGAGAAAUCAAAGUCGCACGAAAGACAAUAUUUAAUAUGAAUAAGAUAUUUGCCAACAACCACAAGACUACUGUUAAUGAAAACAUUUUCUCAUUCUGCUGACUUCAAGUUGAGCACCCAUGGGCGUACCGGAAGGAAAAAAUUAGGGGGGCGGAAAGAAAUUUGUCCAACUUUUCGGGAUUGUGCCCGACUAGUACCUAAAAAAUUUUUUCCGGAAAAAUUAUUUCGGCGACCUCGUGAAAUUUGCGCCGCCAAACGUCGCCAAAAAAAUUUCGGUCAGUGUACCAUUUUAGGGGUCAAAAAAUUUUUCCGGACAUACUAAAAUUUUUCGGAACAUCACACAAAUUUUCCAAAAAACACUCAAUUGAUACAAAAUUGACUGAAUUUUCACUAAAUUGACAGAAUUUGUCCCAUUUAUUUUUAUUACAAACCAAAAUUGGCCGACUGUUGAUCGAAUAUUGCCCGACUGCCCAAAAAACUGGGGGGCUACCGCCCCCCCCCCCCCCGCCCGGUACGCCUAUGUGACCACCAUUAUACAAUUACUUUAUGGUUUCCGUGUUUGGAUGGCCUGAUCCAAACACGCGGGAAUGUUGCGAGAGUUAAGAAAAGCGAGCGAAAUUACGAGCCGAAGGCGAGUGAUUUUGCCCGCUUUUCUUAACUCGAGCAACAUUCCCAAGUGUUUGGAUCAGUCCAUCCAAACACGGAAACCAUAAAGUAAUUGUUUUAUAAAAUAACAACAACACGGUAUAGUCUUCCGUGUUUGGAUGGCCUGAUCCAAACACGGCUUUCGACCAAUCAGAAUACGCGUUAUAUACAUGUUAUUUUAUAAUAUAAUUUCUAGCUGAUGUACUAAUACUACUUUGUUGUAUUACAGCGCUUCCUGAUGGUCACAAUAAAGAGCUACUCUGUCUUGAUGGAACAAUACCUGUAAAUUAUCGAGGUAUAUUUAACCUGCUGUAGUUUGUGAAAGAACUAAACAUGUAAAAACACACAAGUCGUAACAAACCAGCAGUAGCAAUGUUGUUUUAACAACUUGUCAACAGCUGGAUGUGUUCGCACUAAGCAGUGUUGACAAGUUGACAAGUCCUGUUGCGAACACGUCUUGUUGACUAGUUAUGGAAUUUUUACGUGUUGGGUAACUCAUGAUCAUGGUGUUUGGUGUUCAACUUCGAUCAGGUCUAUUUACAAAUUACUGUAACUAAAUCCCAAAAUAUUUUUAAUUUGUCACAAAAUACGAGACAAAAACGCACUGUUUCUUUCCAGUUGUUGUAACAAGUUCGCAACAAGCUGUACAGGUAAACUACGUGAAGUCAAUUGGAAUUUUCCUAAUUACCUUUGCAAAUGCAAUAUUUCAAUGCAGAGAAACUCCUUUUAAAUUUUCCUAACUUCCUGUUUUGGUUUCCUGAUUUCUUGUUCUGUUUUGAGCGUUGUCAUUGGUGGAUUAUUUUUGUUCGCCAAUUACAACACCCAGAACAGAACAGGAAGUUAGGAACUUGUAACAGGAAGUUACGAACUUCUAACAGGAACUGAGGAAAAUUUAGCCUGCGAAUUCAGCUUGAGAGCCUGUUCGCAGGCUAAGGAUAAUUUACUUGAUAUUUAUCAGUGGGCUUUUAUCAACACUGCAAACUCCCUCAAAGCUCUGCCCUCAAAGGAUAUGCAAGGGAGUUUUUCAAAUUUGCAAAGAUAAUGAGGAAAAUUGCAAUCAAAUUAGGAACUUAAAAGAGGAACGAUUGACGUAAUUUACCAUUAUCAGACUUGUUAUAAGGUUAUUCUAGCAAGUCUGAUACAAUCAUGAUAUAUUAUGGUGUGGCCGGAGCCUUAUGUUUGAGGGGGGGGGACUGAACGCCUAAGGCAUGAGAGUGGCUAGGGGGGAGGGGUCCGAAAAUUUUUAAAUCUAGAGUCCCUGAAAUGCUUUUUAAACAUUUUGGUGGUGAAAUUUUGCAGAAUUCCGAAGAUUAUAAAGUACAUCAAAGACACGAUUUUUUACCAGAUAUUUCUUCUUGGAACUAAAUGAAUUGCAUGUAUGGAAAAGUCACCUUGGAACAUUAGAGGAGGGGUCCGUGUCACCUUAUUUCCCCUCUGUAGCAGGGGCGUAGGAACCGGGGGGGGCAGGGGGGCAUGGCCCCCCAAGUUUUGGCAAGUGCCCUUUUUCCAGGAGCAAAGUGCCCUUUUUGUGCCUGAAACAUUUUCAUAAAAUUCGCAGUUUUUGUCCAAACGAAACUUUUGAAAACUUUAAUCUAGGAUUUUUCCCGAAAAAUGUUUUAGUUUCCGAGAAAAAUAUCAUGGAAAUGUUGCAUGAGAUGCCAUUUCUCAAAAUUGCAUUACUUUUCAUAAGAUUCAGAAUAAAUAAGAGUUCAAAAUAUUAACUAAAUUUAUUCUUCUUGAAACCAUACAUACAAUCGUCCUUAUGUUCGGUCGAGACUUGGUUACUCAGUUUUAGCUUCGAGAGUGUAAUGUGUAUCUCCCCUCCCCAAUUUCUCUCAAUUAAUUUAGACUUUUUGAGAGAAUGGUUUUUGUGGCGAUUGGGGGGGGAUGCAGUUACCACAAAAACCAUUCUCUCAAAACCAUUCUCUUCAGCUAUAUAAUUUAAUAUUUACAGAUUGUUUAAUUAGAUACAUAGAUAGAUAAAUUAUCAUAAAGUAAAAUGAUAUUUUCAUUGUUCCCCAGGUUCCACCUAUAAUAUCCCUAUAAGUAUAUGGCUCCAAGAGAAACAUCCCUACAUAGCACCAUUUGCACAUGUAGUGCCCACUGCUGAAAUGGAAAUUAAGCCAGGACGACAUGUUGAUGCACAUGGAAGAGUCUAUCUACCUUUUUUAACAGAGUGGAAAUAU